Molecule: messenger RNA, 570 nt
Organism: Nymphalis io (European peacock)
Lineage: Eukaryota; Metazoa; Arthropoda; Insecta; Lepidoptera; Nymphalidae
Exons: 3
Coding region: 30-569 (179 amino acids)
Source: RefSeq, a predicted model, not a curated record
GAAACCUAAAAUCAGUAUAGUGGGAUUUAAUGAUGAAAGCGUACACAUUUUUAGUAGUAUUUGGUAUAACGAUUGCGACGUGUAGAGACGAAGAAAAAAUUUCAAAAGCAUGUUACUGGUCAAACGAAAUUUAUGAACCAUGUUUCGGUGGCUGUGCUGAAAUAUCUUGUGACAACCCCCGCAACCACCUUCGGCCCUGCUACCCUUAUUGCGAACCUGGCUGUGUGUGUGAGGAACCCUACGUUCGAGAUGAUCGGACCCACCAGUGUGUUUUGCCACAGGAUUGCUCUCCAACUCAGAUGGGAAUACCAGUCCCAAGCAGAAGAUCUAGCAAAUCAGCAGUUAUUUCGAAACAUAAUGGUAGAAUGCAAAAAGUUCAUCACAAACAAGAUGAUGUACGCGAGAUAAAUGGUGCUCCUUCCAAUCAAGUUGACGAAUUUAAGCGAGCUGACGAAGUUUCGAGAAUGGGGAAUUAUUUUAACAUUGUCAUUGCUCCACCGCCUAUAAAAUCAUUACAACCGCGUAAAACUUUACACAGCGAUACACAAAAAAUAACUAAACAAAUGUGAA